Molecule: messenger RNA, 991 nt
Organism: Echinops telfairi (small Madagascar hedgehog)
Lineage: Eukaryota; Metazoa; Chordata; Mammalia; Afrosoricida; Tenrecidae
Gene: TM2D1
Product: TM2 domain containing 1
Exons: 7
Coding region: 9-635 (208 amino acids)
Source: RefSeq, a predicted model, not a curated record
UUCCCAGUAUGGCGGCCCCCUGGCCCGCUGGACCUGUUUCACCGGAGUCUUCAGCCGUCCAGUUUCGGGGAUUGCUGUGGUUCGUGGUAUUUACCACUGGAUCCUGGAGCGCCGCAGCCACCGCUGCCGCCGGGAGCGAAGAGACGCUUAAGUGCGAGGACCUCAAAAUGGGACAAUAUAUAUGUAAAGGACCAAUAAUAAAUGAUGCCACACAAGAGCCAGUUAACUGUACAAACUACACAGCUCAUGUUCCGUGUUUUCCAGCACCCAACAUAACUUGCAAGGAUUCCAGUGGCAAUGAAACACAUUUUACUGGAAGCGAAGUUGGUUUUCUUAAGCCCAUACCCUGCCGCAAUGUAAAUGGCUAUUCAUAUAAAGUGGCAGUUGCUCUGUCUCUCUUUCUUGGAUGGCUGGGAGCAGAUCGAUUUUACCUUGGGUACCCAGCCUUAGGUUUGUUAAAGUUUUGUACUGUAGGGUUUUGUGGAAUUGGAAGCCUAAUUGAUUUCAUUCUUAUUUCAAUGCAGAUUGUUGGACCGUCAGAUGGAAGCAGUUACAUUAUAGACUACUAUGGAGCCAGACUCACAAGAUUGAGUAUUACUAAUGAAACAUUUAGAAAAACACAGUUAUAUCCAUAAAUAUCCAUAAAUAUUUUCAAAAAGAAAUAGACUCGAGUCUCCUUGUUUUCAUAGAGGACUUCCUCCCAGUGCAUGGAUUUCCAAAUUUGACUCUUUCCUCCUUCUCAUACCAGUUUAUGCAUUUAUAUAAUUGUUUUGGUUAUUGAUCAUUCUGUUUUGUUGUGUCAGUUAAAAGGCCAUACUAUUACGAUAUUUAUUUAAUAGGACUUUAUUUGAGAGCUGUAUGACAAUAAAGUCUUCCUAAGGCUCUAUGAGAUAGGUAGUUUAUUACCCUAAUAUUCUUUAAUGUCUUCUCCAUGGGCAAGUUGCCACAUGUCAUUUUCACUUCUGAAAAAUAAAAACAUGACUUAUUCACA